CGGCAACAGAGAUGUACCAAAUCAGACGUUUGGGCGAUAAUAUGUCUUGAGAAACACAUACAUGGAUCAUAACAUAUACAGUCUAUGGAAAACACCCAACGGUUCUAUGGAAGGUGAUCCCCUGUGUUUCAGCAGCCGGGCCACAUGAAAUUUGUUUUUCAUCUGAGAAAACAAAUCAAAGGGAAAACGAAACCGACUGAGAGUAAAGCACUUGGCAUUGAAGUGUUCUCCACCCACGCGCCGAUCGACUGCACUUCCUCUGUUUACUUCCCUCUAAACACAGUCAGACCUCUCUCAGUCAGUCAGACAGUCAGUGUUGGACGCUGGAGCCGCACGAUGAAGAGACGACAGUCAAGCUAAGCCAUUGACUCAAACAUUACGGGCGAGCAUCACAAGUCAAGCAUCAAGAUGGAUUACAAAUAUGACAAUGGAGUAGAACUGCUGUUGGCUCACAUGAAUAUAGAAGACAUCAUCAACGCUGCAGAGACUUUGUAUCAGCUUGAGCAAGAGGAGGAGGAAAGAGGCUUCUCAUUCGAAGAGGAAGAUCUCUCCCAGGAGGAGAUGGACGAGAAUGAGGAGGCGGGGGACUCGGUGGGCUUGGGCAGUCCGCAGAAGGACUACGUUGACGGUGCUGGUGGUGUUCGGUACGGGGCGGUGGCAGACCUGCUCUCCUUUGUCAACCUGCUCUCCAGCAUGCAGGCUGCAGCCCUGCAGCACCAGCCUGAGGAGAUGGGAGUCCUGCUGAACAAGAAGGACAUGGCUGUGAAAAAAGGCCGCUACCAGAUCAACAUGGACGUGCUCCUGUUUCCAUGGAAGUUGACCUACAAGAACCACGGCUCUGGCCUUGUGCCCAAAGGCUCAUUUGGGAAAGUCCACUUGGCUCAAGACACCACUACCAGGAAAAGAAUGGCUUGCAAACUGAUCCCUUUGGAGCACUUUAAAGCGGCGGAUGUGGAGUUCCAAGCCCGGUUCCGCCACGAGAACAUUGCUGAGCUCUACGGCGCCGUGCUCUGGGACCAGAGCGUCCACCUGUUCAUGGAGGCCGGGGAGGGCGGCUCGGUCCUUGAGAAGCUGGACAGCUGUGGGCCCAUGAGGGAGUUCGAGAUCAUUUGGGUGACCAAGCAGGUCCUGCGGGGCCUGGAGUACCUGCACUCCCACAACGUCAUCCACCACGACAUCAAACCCAGCAACAUUGUCCUGAUGUCAGACAAGGCAGUGUUGGUGGACUUUGGUCUGACGGUGCAGAUGACAGAGGAUAUAUACAUUCCAAGAGACCUGAGAGGAACAGAGAUGUAUAUGAGUCCAGAGGUGGUUCUGUGUCGAGGUCAUAACACAAAGACAGACAUCUACAGCCUGGGCACCACCAUAAUUCACAUGCAGACUGGUAGCCCUCCAUGGGUCCAGAGAUACCCACGCACUGCCUACCCAUCCUACCUCUACAUCAUCCACAAACAGGCCCCCCCUUUGGAGGAUAUAGGGGAGGACUGCAGCCUGGCCAUGCGCUCCUUCCUGGAGCGAGCCCUGGAGAGGAACCCUGCUCUGCGGAGCUCGGCGUCCGAGCUGCUGAAAGACGAGGCCAUCAACCCGCCCAGGGAGGAUCAGCCGCGCUGUUGGAGCCUUGACUCAGCCCUGGAGGAGGCCACCCAUACCAUGUUACGGCAGCAGAGCCAGCACCACGACACCACACAGGAUUCGUCUCUGUACUCUGAGGACUCUGGCCAUAUGAGGAGGAAGGGCUCCUUGUACAUUGACCUAGGGGCCUUGUCAGGCUACUGUAAGCUGGUGACAGGGCCCCCCGCUUCAGAAUAUGGCUAGCAUCGGACCACAUCUCACCUUUUAGUUGGCUGAACUUUAGUCAAAGCCAGAUGAUUGUUUACUUGUUAGCCUUUCUUAAAAGUAUGGCUUUACUGUUGGGGGACCGAUUAAUAGUUCAGACCGGUGGACAGCUGACAAGAUGAAUUGUCAAAAAUGGAGUUAGCUUAAACCUUAAUGUUGAAAUGGGCUGAUGUGACUCAACACUGCAGGACAGUGGUUGGAAGCGAUGUCAUGCAUAUCAUUGAGCAUUACUUGUCAGCUGUUGGUAUAAUUUACCAGGGCUCCAUACGUUGUUCUAGCACAUGCUAUAUUUCAUUGCUGUUUUCUUUCUCUUGAAAUAAUGUCUAAUAGGAAAAUAAUUAAUUUAUCACUUAAUAUGUAAGUUAUCUAUAAAAGAUACAAAUGUGUGCACUAUGCAAACAUGUAUAUGUAGGUCUUUAUGGACUUCCUCUUGUUAAUUCCUGUGGAAUACUAAUAGCAACACAAUACUAUGCAAAUGUCACUUCUGUGGGAUGCAUGUGAUAUCUAUUUUGUGUUUUGUACAUCCUGUGAGAUGAGGCCUCCUGUGCUUUCUACCAUAACAAAAAACAAAAAAAUAAUUGUGUUACUUCUGUUUUCUUAAGUAUUGAGCAUAGAAAUUGCCCAAGUUUGAUUAUGUGUCAUUAUGCAUAAAUGCAAAUAAAAAAUAAA
Molecule: messenger RNA, 2505 nt
Organism: Anoplopoma fimbria (sablefish)
Lineage: Eukaryota; Metazoa; Chordata; Actinopteri; Perciformes; Anoplopomatidae
Gene: map3k8
Product: mitogen-activated protein kinase kinase kinase 8
Exons: 9
Coding region: 409-1815 (468 amino acids)
Biological process (GO): protein phosphorylation
Molecular function (GO): protein kinase activity; ATP binding
Source: RefSeq, a predicted model, not a curated record